This is a messenger RNA of Closterium sp. NIES-67, 2085 nucleotides long. The record is from the annotation of a GenBank genome assembly. NCBI's taxonomy places the organism in Eukaryota, Viridiplantae, Streptophyta, Zygnematophyceae, Desmidiales, Closteriaceae.
GGAAACAUUGAUUCGCACCCAUUCACCUCAACGCACUCGAGUUCCCCGAGUCCUCGCAGGUGGUCACCAAAACAAUUUGUACCCCAUCAUGCUUCAAUGGACUGGGGGCUUGAGGCGGAAGGUCAAAGAGGUAAUGCCUACCAUCGUGCUCUUGUUUCCGCUUCCCCAACUUACGGCGCUCUUUCGUCGUGCAGAAAUCUCGCCAGGUUCAGAUGAAGAGGUAAUUUUCGUCAUGGUGUACCUCGUCCUUUGUCUGGGAAAAAGGUUAAUAUCAUGUAUAUAUUGCAGGCAACGACAGUUCUUUGAGCAUCAGCGCCAGCAAUCUUGUGAAGGAAGACAACCACUUUCUCUUCCUCACGAGCUUCCAGGAAAGUCUUUGGACAUCAUUAGCCUGCAAGCACUUGAUCAUUCCGGGAACUCACCAGACAAAGUUCCUGAUUCUCCUCAAGGUAAUAUAGCACAGCGUGCUUUGUGCAUUGCUAUUUUGCCUUCGCUGAUUCUCAACUCUUUCAUUAACAUGAACAGGUCAAACUUACGGGUAAGCACGAGAAGAAGGCAUCCUUAUUAAUUUGAGUGGUUCAAAUGCUCAUGCACAAUCUUUCAGUGCUCGUGAAGACGAUGUUGAGCCAAAUCCCAUGCCUUGUCAAAAAGCAAGGGUUGUUUUUCCCAGCAUUCGCGAAGAAGUCGUCCAGCCUUUGGCAAGUCCUCCACUUAUGGGAACCGCUUCUCGAUCUCGCGACCGUUUCCCUGAGCACACCGACGUAGGUUUACUCGAAAAGUCUCGAAGAGGGCCAACUGAAGGUCCUACUGAACCACUGAGGCCUUCCCGAGCACACAGCCUUCGAGGUUUGCUUGACAUCCAACUGGAUGACGUUGAUGCUGUUCCAACAAUUUGCUAAAGCAAUGCCUUGUCUUGUGAAGGCGGUUUCUCCCUUGUGAAGCUGCUGGAAGUGCAAGAUCACGUUAAGAUGGGACACGAUCUGCCAUCAGAACCGUAUGUUUCACUCACGAUGGUUGGUGCUGGAGCAAUAGAUGGGAUGACGCCUCCACAAUCCCCACAAGACCACGCACAGCCAAGGCGCCCCUUUGGAUUGAAGUCAAUUCCAGUGGAACUGAAGAGCGACUUGGGACAUGAGGAGGAGAUCAAGUUUGAUGAUGCGAUACAGCAUGACGAUUGGGAUCAACCCAUAAUUUCACCGAAGUACAGAAUGCUUGAAGAGAACGGUGAGGUAGCUUUUUUGUUUCCUUGUCAUGAGCCAGAAACCUUAUAAAACCUACGCCCCUGUGCAGUAGAGUUUCCAGUUGGCAAUACCCAGAAUGAGCUGAGAGAAAAGUGCUGGUCUCCAUUUCCGCAAGAUGCACCAGUGUCAAGAACAAACCUGGAUUCUCUGAAGUCUCCAUUUCUGGAGGACUUGAAGGUAAACGUCCAGUCUCCUGCUCUAGAAGCACGGGACCUAUGGAACCAGUCCCCGGUAAUGGAAUCAAGGGAGGCGUGGAAUCAUUUGUCCCCGGUAGAAAUGCCGGAGCCAUGGAAGCAGUCUCCCUUCGCCAUGGAAAGGCCAAGGCACUGCAUUCGACCAGGCAAGAGAAUGGAUGGCUGGAUGGACAAUGAAGACGCAGACAAAAUACAUAGGGCCCACUAGUUCUCCUGUGGCGGUUGGUUCAAGAAAAAAGUAUUCAUUGGAGUCCGAAGAUAGUCCGAAGUGUUGGAAGGCAUGCGUGAAGGAGGAUGCUUUGGAAUGGCUUCAAGAUCUCCAGAAGGAUAUACCUUACAAAGAAGCACAACCCAGACGACAAUGACCUGUGCAUGUUAUCUACAUCUGGCAACCAUGGAAUUCAUGGUUCACGUAGUGAAGAACAGGAGUUGCAGACUGUUGGCUCCACAUGUAACGGAGGAUAUACGCAAGCUCCGGCUGAUGAUGAUGAUGAUGAUGAUGAUCGUGAUGAAACUUCUGGGGGGUUUUCAUCUACCUCAGCCGUUGAAUCUCGUAUGUAUGGCCAAUGCAUCGAGGCCGCUGCUGCAGCCACCAUUGGUGUGGUUGCUGUGGUGGAGAAUGGAGUAACGGAUUGUGAAGCACCAUCAAU